Gekko japonicus is the source of this 1703-nucleotide messenger RNA. RefSeq names its product ras-associating and dilute domain-containing protein-like. The annotation marks the transcript as partial. The transcript has 5 exons. The record is from RefSeq and is a predicted model, not a curated record. Gene Ontology annotation, biological process: neural crest cell migration; substrate adhesion-dependent cell spreading; signal transduction. Gene Ontology annotation, molecular function: GTPase binding. Gene Ontology annotation, cellular component: microtubule. Lineage: Eukaryota; Metazoa; Chordata; Lepidosauria; Squamata; Gekkonidae.
AUGACGUCCACACGGGCUUUGUUUUAUGGCCCGCCGCCAGCCAUGUCCCCGCCUUCCAAGAACAAAUUCAAGCGCCAGAGCAGGAUAUUUUCUCAGGUCCUGUACCGGACGCUGAGCUACAAGGACCGCAGCUCGGUGGCCGCCUACCCGGUGGAGAGCAAGGAUGAUCCGGCCGAGCUCUCCACCCAGAUCUCCGCCCCGGGGGUCCUCAAGGUGUUCGGGUGCCACAUCUGCGCAGGCACCCACUACAAGAGCGUCCUGGCGACGGCCAGCUCCAGCGCCCAAGAGCUGGUGAAGGAAGCCCUCGAGCGUUACGGCCUAAGCAAGGUGAACGCCAACCAUUAUGUCCUCUGCGACGUCAUUGGACGGUUUGUGGGUUCAGAGAAGCAGUGGCAGAUGGACGGCCUGCGGGUGCUCCGGGACAACGAGAAACCUCUCUCGAUCCAGGAUCUCUGGAAGCCCCGGGAAGGGUUCUCCCGGCGGUUCGAACUCCGGAAGCGAUCGGAGGUGGAGGAGUUGGCCGCCAAGGACAAAGACACCCUCACGGCAGGCAUAAAUGCCCAGGCCCGGAAACUCCAGCGGAACCGCGCCAAAGGCACCAUGACCCUCCUGACGGGAUGCAAAAGCCACUCCACGCCGCCGCCUCUCCGGCGCACCGUCAGCGAGACCAGCCUCAACCAGGCCAGCACUCGGGACGAAGGCGAGGAGGAGCAGCUCCAGAGGCAUUACUCCACGUUGCCGGAGACCCUGCGAUGCGUGGAGAGCGCGAGGAACGGGGAGCCGCCUCGCGCGGAGGAGCAGAGUAGCACUAGCCUGCGCCACUCGCUUUACCAGUCUCCGCAUCUCCUGCUCCUCCAGGGCUACAGCCAGCAGCACGACAGCUUAGUUUACCUGUUGAACCGCGACCAGCACACCGUAGGCCAAAGAACUCAGUCUAGCAAGCCCAGCAUUAGCCUGUCUGCUCCGGACAUCCUCCCCCUUCACUGCACCAUCCGGAGGAUUAAGGUCUCCGGUCGCUCCCACCACCGCUCAGAAGAGAAACUGGUCCUUGAGCCCAUCCCGGGAGCCGGCGUCUCCGUCAACUUCUCCGAGGUGGGUCAGACGGUCGUCCUGCACCACGGAGACCUGAUCUCCCUCGGCCUUUACUACCUGCUCCUCUACAAGGAUCCUUUGAAGACCCAACCGCUGCCCGCUCAGACCCUCAUAAGGCUCAAAGCCGUGCGCCGGGCCUCGGAACCGGAGCUCCCUUCCACCUGCAAGAUGUGCGGCAGCCAGGUGAAAGAGAAGCCGCCCUCGUCCAAGAAGCAAGGGCCCCAGCCUCCCUCGGGCCGGAGAGCCAGCCGGCGGAGGCCGCAGCUGGAGUUCGACAAGGCCAGCGAGGACUUGCUGCUGCGGAGGAUCGUCUCCCUCAUUGAGCCCACGGGCGACGACCACAAGCUGACCCCGGCCUUCCUGGUGUGUCUUUGCAUCCAGCACUCGGCCACCCGUUUCAAACCGGGCGAAUUCGGACAGCUGCUGCUCAAGCUGUCCAAGAUGAUCCAGAGGACCGUGUGGGAGAAAACGAAUGAACUCGCCGGGAAGCAGAGCCAACAGGAGGGCGUGGUUGUGUACGAAGACCCAGUGUGGGAAUCUGCCCUCGGUUAUAGCAAAGAGUUACCAAAUUUAGUUCCAGAGAGGCAGCUGUCCCCGUUUAAGCAACACGG